AUGAUGCGGAUGCCCGUUGCUCCCGUCGCCGCCUCCAACGCCGUCGCAGUCUCCGUAGCAGCGGAUAGCCGGCCGGCUGCUGCUGUCGCUGUCACGGCAUCAGUUCCUGCAUCUGCAUCUGCAUCUGCAUCUGCUCCUGCUUCUGCUUCUGCUACUUCGGCCCUCAACGACGCCGCCUCCGACGGAUCCGAACCUUAUUUGUCUUACUCAUCAUCAUCAUCAUCGUCAUCCUCCUCAUCAUCGUCGUCGUCGUCGUCGUCCGCGACAAGAACCAACCCAAACAGCACCGACAGUACCAAUGUCAACGCCAACAACGCCAUCAUCAACGCCAGCAUCGAACCGCGUCUUUCUACUCACCGCCGCCUGGCCCCGGCCCCGCCGCCACCUCCGCCGCCGCCCGCCGCCAACACUCGCCUUCCCGACGCCAUCAGGUUCCCACCAUCACCCUCACCGACGCCGUCGCAUCCAAACCUCACCACCACCACCACCAGCAAUUUCAGCAACACAAGUCACACUGCUUCCGAAAGAACAUCAUGCCGUCCUCCCGCCCCCAAGCCCGGCCAGUGCCCCGUCAUGGCACUGCAGAAUGUGCUGUGCGAUGACGACGUGGUUGCAGCUGCAGAUGCCGCACGCCGGACCGCCUCCCGUCCAACUCAGCCGCCCACGCCGCCCAUGAUGCACGAUGUGUCCGUUUCCAGGCUGCCGAUGCCGCAUUCGUUACCGGAUCCGUCAUCUUCGUCGACGUCGUUAAAGCUGAAUCCCAUUCUGUCCGCAUCCGGCACCCCCGACCCGAUGCUCGUGACGCGUCCGAACCCGUCUCAUGUCGUCAUGACCGCCCGUCCCCAACUGCAGCCCCCACGCGUCCAGCAAUCGGAUCCCGGCUGCAAGACCUGCCAGGUCCGCAAAAUGCCGUGUGACGAGGGCCGUCCGACCUGUCAGAACUGUGCGCGCAUGGGCAUUCACUGCUUAGGCUACUUCAACCCGCCACCGAGUCAUGCCCACGUUCAGAUGAUACAGACGCCGGAGCGGUCCGUCCCGGCGCCAUCUGCAAGCUCAAGUACCACCGCGACCAACGGCGUAAACGCCAAUGCCAGCCGUCAGGAGCAGGAAGAGUACCUCUACUUCCUUCUCGACCACUACCGACAUACCAAGCGUCACUGCAUGUGGGACUUGAUCACGCUGGAUUUCAACGAGCAUUUCCACAGCAGGAUGCGCAAAGAAGCGCUGCAGAUGAUCAAGCGAAGGAGAUUCAAGGACAGGGAAACCUUCGCCCAACGAACCCCCGAGCGCGGCCUUGCAGCUUCCCCCCCGGCCAAGGCAAAAGAAACGAGGCCGGCGUCCGAAGUUCAGUCCGACAACCCUCCCAUCCAACGCGGCUCCAGCCUUCUCCAGCUUUCUGCUCAAGUUUGGUAUAAUCUGCUCUUCCACAAUACCGAGAUUUGUCAAGUUCUAGCCGAAUCCAAGAGCGUUCUUGUCGCCGCACCUCAAUACAGCCCCAGUGAUUCAGCAAAGUCUUCCACUGCCGUCACAGAGAAGAUGUCCGGUACCCGGUGCAACUGUCCAAGCUACGAAGUUCCUGACGCGGGGGGCAACAUGAUCGUCAUCCAGCGACACGGAGAUGCCUGUCCCAACAGUGGCAAGACCCCUGCUCCUCGUGUCUACAAGCCUGCCAAGCAGAGGGGUGGCCGUUAA
Molecule: messenger RNA, 1692 nt
Organism: Colletotrichum karsti
Lineage: Eukaryota; Fungi; Ascomycota; Sordariomycetes; Glomerellales; Glomerellaceae
Exons: 5
Coding region: 1-1692 (563 amino acids)
Biological process (GO): regulation of DNA-templated transcription
Molecular function (GO): DNA-binding transcription factor activity, RNA polymerase II-specific; zinc ion binding
Source: RefSeq, a predicted model, not a curated record